GAGUGCUUUGGUUUCACGGUCACACUGAGUAAGUGUCCGGGGACAGCUGAGUGCGGCUCCCUCCCACUUGCCACCAACGUUAGUUGCCCUGACGCCAUGUUACUGAAUCCGCAGCCAAGAGGUGGCUCCUCACUCGUCGCCGCCGCCCCCGCUGACACCUUUAACUUCCAGGUUUCAGGAGGAGGGUUUAAACAGAGGCGAGUGGGGCUGAAGGUGAGAGACACUGCGGCCCGGGGACCCUGCUCUGGGGCGCUGACAGGAGCGAGAAGUAAAGGGGAGCCCAGAGAUGAUGUUCGGCAGCGCCUUCCCGCUGGACGCAGCCACUUUACUGAUCCUCGGCGCCCUCUCCCUCUUGCUCCUCCUUUACUUUCGCCGCGGCUCUAAGUGCCAUGGAGCGAUCAACCUGCCCCCGGGACCCCCUUGUCUGCCCAUCAUCGGUCACCUGCACCUGAUGGAUCUGAAGAAGCCCCACGAGAGUCUCAUGGAGCAAUUCCGAAAACAACAGCAUGAAAAGGGCAAGGACAGAGGGUGCAAGAAGAGCGAUAACACGUCCAAAUUUCUCUCCAUAGUUUGAUGUGAAUGUGCAUCCGAACAUCGUCAUUGUCAGCAGUUAAUGGAUCACCAUCCCCAAGGACAGCAAUUCAGGAAUGCAGUUCAGUGUCAUGAUCUGAUAGCAACACAGAGUGCCAGCACAGGCCCUUCAGCCCAUUGUAUCUAGACUGACCAUCAUGUACCUAUCUAUACUCAUCCUAUUUAUCACCAUUUGUUCUGCAGCCUUCAGGACUACGAUGGUUGGGCAAUAAAUAAUAAUGAAUGGCCCAGAUAGGAUGGAGGUGGAAAGGAAGUUUCCAGUAAUGGGAGAGUCAAGGUAGGCGGCGCGGCUCCGGCCAGCAGCGGCCUCUGCAGCCUGUCCGCGUUUUUAUUA
Messenger RNA from Leucoraja erinaceus (little skate), 925 nucleotides. RefSeq names its product cytochrome P450 2K6-like. The coding region runs from base 287 to 574 and encodes 95 amino acids. Lineage: Eukaryota; Metazoa; Chordata; Chondrichthyes; Rajiformes; Rajidae. Gene Ontology annotation, molecular function: monooxygenase activity; heme binding; iron ion binding. The record is from RefSeq and is a predicted model, not a curated record. The transcript has 2 exons.